AAGCUAUCAAGCCGAAAUAUAAAUUUAAAUCUUUUGCCGUUAAAAAUUUUGAUAAUGAACAAGACAAGACUAUUUACGUAGUCUAUUCAUCGCCUUAACUAUUUGACUUAACAAAAAUUAAACUACUACCACCAAUUACAUUUAGAAGAUGCAGAUUGUCGUGUAAUAAAAUGUAAACAUUGAUUGAAUUGGCAGGUGUAAGAUGGAACUUGACUGCGUAACAGUUCAAAAUCAAUUGCCAGUAGUCCGUUUUAAGAAAGUGAUAAUAUUCAUAUCAGUUGUAGUAAUGUCAAUUGGAACGAAUAACAUAAAAUCGAGGCAUCGAAUCCAUGAACUAAAAUUAGCCAGUUCGUGACUAAGAUAUUUUUGCAAUGACGGUGCAAAAUCAGCAGAUUCACUCUAUUUUGUUAUGAAUUGAAAUUUAAAUAAAAACGCUGCGCACAAUCCAUAUGCGAGUACAACUGCAUUCGCGUGUGAGUGAUAACAAUUCUAUAUCUAAGAAUGCGUUUGAAGUCAUGUUGUUGGAAUGCAACUCAUAUCAAUCCAAGAAUAUUUAUAUAUUUUGGAUGAUUUUAAAGGCUAACUUUUCGACAGCUAAAAAUCUCGUGACAAUUAAUAAAAGGCCAUCCCCUGCGGAGAUGAAGGCGUGGAAAUGCGCAAAAAUACUUGUCACGAUCGCCAACAAUAAAUUAUUAUUGAGUACGUAGGCUCGAUAAGCGUUGACCCCGCGGGAGCUUCAUUCUCGCGAGCUACCGAAGCUGCGGCAGGGGCUAGCUCACGCAGUUGUUGAUCGGACGCGCUCUUGGGGGAAGAAAAUCGCAGCUCUUGGAAUGCGCAUUUUCUCCGCAUCAUACCAAUGGCUAAAAUUGAUACGGUCGAAGAGGGUUACAUUUCUCAGCCUAUUCAUUCUAAUUUGAUGGCUAAAUCUUCAGCUGAAGAAUUGAAGAUUUCUCAAAAACGUAUGGUGUUUUUCAAGACCUUUGUUUUGGCUAAUUUAAUUAUCAUCUUGAUAUUUUGCUGCUACGCUGUAUACAGUAUUUAUUCCUUCAAAACAAACAUGCGACCGAAAGAUUACAAAAUCCACGCUGGCGAAUAUCACAUAAUCAGAUCACAUUCUAGUUUACGUGAAGCUAAAAUCAAAGAAAAUGUUAAUAAUACAGAAGUAAUAGAGGACUGGAGAGAAUCCAUCAUACCUAGCUUAGAGAAUGCUGAGAAGGACAACAACACUUCGUAUAAUUUAAAAUCUUUGUUUCAAACGAUAACAAGUCUUGUGAAAAAUUACACCUACAUCGACGAUGACAAAAGUAAAAGUGAAUCGAAGAAAAUAUUAAAAACAAACCUCUCUGGUAUCGAAAUUAACAUGUUAAAAGAGCUCGCGAAACUAAAAAAGAGACCAAGGUUGCGGCGCACCAUCAAGAGUGACGGAGAGGACGACUCAGAGUGCGAUCUUAAAUUUACUCUCGUAACCAGCAGUGGGAUACCGGCUCAACUAAUUUUAGAGGCACCACAACGAAAAAGAUUCCAAGAUAAUAGCUAUUUUAGAAUAGUUCUUGUGAAAAAUAAUAAUUACAAUAAAAUAGAGUGCACCUUGAAUUUAAAUUAUCGAUCGCACGAAAGAACAAAACGAUAGAGGA
This is a messenger RNA of Trichogramma pretiosum, 1634 nucleotides long. RefSeq lists its product as uncharacterized. Lineage: Eukaryota; Metazoa; Arthropoda; Insecta; Hymenoptera; Trichogrammatidae. The transcript has 2 exons. The record is from RefSeq and is a predicted model, not a curated record. Bases 857 to 1630 code for a protein of 257 amino acids.